AUGGAUUCAAGGCUGUACAAAGUUGCAAAAUCAGGCAACAUUCAUUUUCUCUUACACCUUCUCAAUGAAAAUCCAAGCCUGCUUACUAAACUUACUCCACAAGGGAACACACCACUCCAUAUUGCGGUGCAAUUUGGACAUAAAGGAGUUGUUGUUGAAAUCUAUAAUAGAUGCAGGUCUCUGCUUACGAGGCUGAAUUCCAAUGGAGACAGUCCUCUACAUGUUGCUGCAAGGUGUGGACACUUCUCUAUUGUUGGGUUUCUGGUGAAAGAGGUUGUAUCUGCAAAAAGGAUAAGCACUCAAAAUGGAAAAACUAGCAAGUUUGACGUACUGAGGCAGGGAAAUAAGGACAACAAUACAAUUUUACAUGAGGCUGUUAUGAAUGGUAAUAUCAGUGUUGUGCAGUUGUUGCUAAGGGUUGAUCCUGAGUUGGCUUGUUUUGAAAAUUAUGCUGGCCAGUCUCCGUUGUUUCUUGCCGCUAGAGAAGGGAAGAAGGAUAUUUUGGAUCAGAUUCUGAUAUCAACUCCUCCUUCAGCUCAUGGAGGAUCAGAGGGCCAAACUGCUUUGCAUGCUGCUGUGAUAGAGAGGCAUUCAGAUAUCAUGGAAAUCCUCCUGAGAGAAAAACCACAACUCAUCAGAGAAGCUGACCAUCAUCUCAGGACGCCACUCUAUUAUGCUGCAUCCCUUGGAGACCACAAGGCGGUCGAAAGAUUGCUGGAAUUUGACACCUGUAUCGCGUAUGCAUUGGAUAGAGAUGGUCGUUCAGCACUUCAUGUUGCAGCUAAGAACGGUCAUGCCAAAGUAGUAGAAAGAAUUAUUUACUACUGCCCCGAUUCUGGAGAACUUCUGGACCUAAAUGGCAGGAGUGUUCUUCAUUUUGCCGUUCUUAGUGGGAAAGUAAAUGUGGUUAGAUGUGUGCUGGAAACGGCUGAACUACAAUGUCUCGUAAAUCAAGUGGACAAUGGUGGGAACACACCGUUGCAUUUGGCUGCUAUUGAAAAACAAACAUGGAUCAUGCUGUGCUUGAUAUGGGAUGAAAGAGUGGAUCAAAGAGCCAGAAAUGUAAGUGGCCAGUCAGUGUUCGAUAUCGAUGAGUCAAUCAGAGAAUCAUGCUUUACAUACCGCUGCAAUAUAAUCACAAGCAUAUGGAGGAAACUUAGCUCCGUAUCUAAUGGAAUCACCAAGAAAAAGAAUCCCCGAUAUUGUACAGACCAUGAAGCUAUUGCAAGGACUCAAACUUACAAGCGAAUGGGUCAUACCCUCUUAAUGGUAGCAACACUAAUAGCAACAGUAACAUUUGCAGCAGCUUUCACACUGCCUGGUGGCUUUGACAACAAUCUUGGCCCCAGGCAAGGCGUAGCACUACUGGAUUCAAGCAAAGCUCUAAAAUGGUUCAUUAUCACGGACGCGAUUGCCAUGACCAGCUCCAUAGUUGCAGCUUGCAUAAUAUUUUUGGGAGUUGUUAUUAACGACGGGUCCUAUGUUUACUACUUGGCAAGUGCGACGGUGCUAACUUGUAUAGCGCUUCAAUCAGCAGCUAUAGCAUUCCUAUCAGGAAUUGUUGCUGUUUUGCCUGACCAGCCCUUUGUUGACAGUGUAACUUAUAUAGUGGGGACUGCUUUCCAUGUUUGUAUCUUCUUGUUUCUUCUCCAAUUGGCGCAUAUUUUUCUUGUUUCUGAAAUCUGCCAGUUCUUGAUUUUUCGUUUCUGGAAGAUGAAGUCCAAGAUCAAUAAAUGA
Messenger RNA from Dovyalis caffra, 1737 nucleotides. NCBI's taxonomy places the organism in Eukaryota, Viridiplantae, Streptophyta, Magnoliopsida, Malpighiales, Salicaceae. The record is from the annotation of a GenBank genome assembly.